Rotaria sp. Silwood1 is the source of this 5142-nucleotide messenger RNA. The record is from the annotation of a GenBank genome assembly. Lineage: Eukaryota; Metazoa; Rotifera; Eurotatoria; Philodinida; Philodinidae.
AUGGAUAAAAUCGAUAUAGCUCUUCGUUUCUAUACGCAACUUAUUCAAUCAAAAGUCAAACGUGACGAUACCGCUCUUCACUCUUCGAAUGAUGAACAAAUCAUUGAAAAUAAUUCUGAAACAACAAUGCAACCAAUCACUCCACUCGUGAACUCCCUAUGUCUUACGAAGGAUUUACUUUCGUCAUACUACAACUUACAUCGACAAUACCAAAGAUCAAUUCUACGUGACGACAUAUCAGCACAGCAAGAGCAAGUUCAAGUUUUAUUCGAAACUGAAUGGAAAAAAAUCGAUAUUUUACAGUUAAAACAUGAUUAUGAUCAACUCAAACAAGAACAUCAGUCUUUCAAUGAAAAAGUAGAACAUCUCAGACAAGAACUACAGCAAACACAAUUAGAACGAGAUCAUUAUCGAAGAGAGAAUAUUCAGAUAGUACAAGACAUCGAACGUCUCAAAGUAGCCACUCCAACAAAUGUUAUUGUUCAAUCUGCACAAGUGACAACAAGCGUUCCGAUUAAGCAGAACAGCAAUAACCAAACAGGCAUCAUUGAUCAGUUAAAAGAUCUAUUGCCACAACAAAUUACACCUGACCAAGCUAAAAGUUUCAUUGAAGACAUAUAUCGUCGACGAACAGAAUUUGAUGAUGAAGAUAUGCGAAAAUCGAUCUGUGGAUCAUUGAAACGCUUGGGUUCAGAUCUGUACAGUUCAUCAGUACAUUUUCUCCACGAGUUAAUUCAGAACGCCGAAGAUAACACAUAUGUUGGUGAAUCGAGACCAUAUCUACGUAUCGAAUUAAAUCACGAUUACAUACUAUUUUCAAACAAUGAACAGGGUCUUCGACCUCGUGAUGUUUUGGCUAUUUGUAGUUUGGCAGUCACCACGAAAACUAGCGAACAGAAGCAUAUUGGUGAGAAAGGCGUUGGUUUCAAAUCAGUCUUUGCUGCUUCUAAUCGACCGAUGCUUUUUUCUCAUUCAUGGAAGUUUCGUUUUCAAGUUCCUGGCACUGAUGCCAUGUCUUAUAUUACACCCUUAUGGAUAAACGACCAAGAUAUUCCUCAAUAUAUUGCAAAUCAAAUCUCUGCCAAUCGUCAACAUACUCAUCUCUAUCUACCACUGAAAUUAACACCACAUACAGAUUUGGCCAAACAGUUUCUUGAUGAUGUUGCAAAAGCAGUUGAUCCGUGCAUUUUGUUGAAUAUGCGGAAAUUACAGAAAGUUGAAGUCGUCGAUCAACGAGAAGAAAAAGUAAUAAUUAUUGAAAAAAAUUCUAGUGGUUCGACAAAAUUAGUAGCGCAGCACGUUGUUGAAUUUGAAGGCUUGAAGUUUCUUGAUUUGGUUGGCUUGAAGGCGCAGUUGUCUACUCUAUCAGGUAAACGAACGUUUCGAGUCUAUACCUGUCAGAUCGAUGUACCAAGUGCAAUAGAAGAACGAACAAAUCCAAUGACAAUGUUGACAUUAGCAUUUCCUUGUGAAUAUGAUUAUGAUCUCACUGCUACGGUCUACAAUGGUCUACCUGUCUGUGAUCUUGGAUUUAAGUUUAUGUUCAAUGCUGAAUUUCAUCUAGUUACAAGCAGAGAAAAUGUUCGUGAAAAUGUUCCAUUGAAUACCUACUUGCGUGAUCAUUUAGCUGUUCUUUUUGUUUAUCUCCUAUUGAACGACACCGAUUUGAAAAAGGAUAUCAGUCAUUAUUGUCCGUCAUCGAAUAUUCAUCAAGUCAAACAUUCAUCCUGGUGGCGCUCAAUGAUUGGUCGUAUCAAUCAGUUGAUUGAAAAUCAUCUUUCAAUUUUAUUUGAUAUCGGUACAGGUAAAGAAAUUCGCUCAAUGAAUCCAAAAAUAUCAUCACUUAUCUCCAAAGAACAAUUGUAUGAUUAUGCUAAUAUUCAAGUGAUUGAUUCCAACGAUGAAUUCUUUACCACCGAUCGUUUAAAAUCUCUCCAUAUUCAAACUGUUUCUAUUAAAGAUGUUUUGAAAUGUUUUCCCAAUCGACAUGAGCCAACCAAUGACUUUCUACGAUGGACACAAAAACAAGAUCAACAAUGGUGGUCUCACUUCUUUCAUCAUUUAUCAGAAGAAAUGACAUCAGAAGUGUCCGAUCUCAUUUUACAAAAACCAAUCUUUUUUCUUCAAGAUCAUCAUCAACGACAAUAUCUGCCAAAGAUGAGUGAAAACUCCUCAUUACUUUACAUCAAUGAUGAUCGAUUGGUUCGAAUCUGGAAACGACGAUUGACUAUUCUACAAUAUGCAUCAACAACAGAACGAACCGCUCUUAUUCGAUCAGGUCAUGUGAAAUCUUUGACAGAACAGGAACUGAUAGAUAUUAUUCAAAUUGAUCACUUACAACUUUCUAUUCAAUCGAUGAGGACACCUGUGGAUGAUGAUGUGUUAGAAGAAAUCUGGAAAGAUUUAUCCUAUCUUCAAUCUCGUAUUGAUAAACUAGACAGAGCUAAACCACUUCUUGUACCCAUUCAAGGAUCAUCCCGUUUCACUCUUAUUCAAAACACAACUUUACCAACUUUCUUCGGCCGUGAUAUGAGAUUUUUCAUGGAUUCCACAGUUGUAAUGUUCGUUCACUUUCCUUACUACGAAGUUGAUCCGAAUUCUCUCGUCAAUAAUCUUCAAUGGGAAUAUUUUCUAUUGAAAAUGCAAUGUAAACCACCUUCGAUUAAUCUUCCUCAGCAUUAUACUACUGCUCGACUACCAUGUUUACCAUCAUUCACUAUGUUUACAGAUGAAAAUAUUGCUCGUUUCGGUGAAUUCAUUCUAUCAGUUCAACAAGAUAAUACUCAACAAGCUCUGCGACAAUUUCCCAUUAUUGCCCAAAUGAACUCUGAAGAGCAGCUGCGACCGAUUGAAACGACAUUCGAUCAGUCUAUUAUCACAGAUUUACCAUCAUUACCACGAAUCGAUGUUCCUUCAUAUUGUCGUUCAUUAGCCAUGAAGAUGGGUGUUUCUACUGAUUAUGAUUUGAAUACUUGUGUGAGCAUUCUUCAAUAUUUAGGUGAUGAAAAGAUCACCAAUGUCGACCUGUAUAUUGAAUGGUUAGGUCGAUUACAGCUAGAAGUUCGACAAAACAACAAAAAUAUCGAUAAAAAAGGUUUUCGCUCGACAUGUCAAUUAUAUCUUCCAGAUAAACAACAAUUCUGCUCACUCAAACAUCUUCUUGUUAUGUCCGAGAUCAAUGAUCAAAAUCGAGAAGGUAUUCUUCUAGUUUGUAAAUACUUGAAAUUACAACUGAUCUCUCUAACAACUAAUCAAACCUAUUGGCAGUUCAGAGGUCUCUUUCAUAUAUUAGAUUGUCAAUGUAGUGUAUCGAUUGAGAACAUUUAUCGAACCAUUUGUUUAGCAAGUAAUGACAAGCAUAACUUUUAUCCACUGGGUAAUCGUUUGACAACACUCAAACCGAAUGGGUUGGAAACAAUGAUCACUCUUUUUCAAUAUCUCGAGCAUUCCAUCGGCAAAUGUGUUGCAGAUAGUGCACAAGAUAGUAAUCUUUAUCGUGCUGUCAUCACGAACAAACAUCCUACAGCACAUUGCGGAAGUCGAGAAGAUCUUCAGUGGCGUUUCGGUUUGACUUCGACGGUAAUCGUAUCAGAAUUGAAAAAGUUAACGAAUACUUCAACGAGCAAUGUUUCUAUUCCACUUCUCACCUUUGAUGAUAAGAUGAUCGCAAAAACAUCAACGAAUAUUAUCUAUGCGUGUCUUGAAAUCAAAAUCAUUCAAAAUUUGUCGAGAGCACGUGAUAAACGUCAUUUUAUUUCACCAGAUAUCACUCAAAAAUGUCCACUGGUAUUAGCUCUAUUUGGAAUCGAUUAUGUUGAACGACGAGGAAAAGUUGAAUGGACGCAUACAAACAUCAAUAUGGAAUAUCAUCUUAGUCAAUUAACGAGAAUUUUUCGAGAAACAACCAGUGAUCAUGAGCUCGAAGUAGUCGGUGCAAAGUAUGCUCACAUUUAUUUACUAAUUUCAGAUGCCUUUGCCAUUGAUACUGCUGAUGAUAAGGAUAUAUACCGUUGUCAAAUGGAGACUGAUUAUCCUUUUUUGAUCAUCAACAAAACUGUCCUUUUGUGUACUGGUAAUGUAGAAGAUGAUUCAUCAAGAGCCAUCAUAGCCAUAUCAGCUUUAGCUACUCUAUUACAUAAACGUCAACAACAUCUACCAUUUGACGAAGCUAAACUGACUGCUCGACAAAAAAUCGUUGAUUGCAAUGAAUUCUUAUCGAGAGUAAAUGCACGUGUUGCUUGUGCAAAAGCUGACUUGUAUCCCUAUGUGGAACUGUUAUUUCCCACAGACCAUGAGUCGCUUAAGUCGAUCGCCAUCUCAAUAAGUGGAGUUACCAGAAUUGAACAAGAUGCAGAAGAAAAUUUGAUCACUUUAGAACGCUCAGGUGUCGAUGAACUCUUUCGAAUCCGUGCAGAAAAACAAGAUCAUCGUUUUCAACAGCCAAAAAGACCAGACAACUGGACGAAUCCAUCUAUUGUUGAUGGUGAAGAACAUAUUCGUAUUGGUCAGAAUGCUGAGCAUUUCUUCUUCGAUUAUUUACAAAGACUCUAUGGAACAAUUGAUGUUCAACCAACGAACAAUUGGCGUUCAUCAGCACGUUUAGUAACUUAUCCACAAUAUACACGUGAUGUGAAUGAUUCGGCUGGUUAUGAUUUGGAAUUACAUGAUACAAUGGAGUUGUUUACCAAAGGAACAAAAUCACGUACUAAGAAAUGUUAUUUUGAAGUAAAAGGAACAAGUGGAUCUUUUCAUGAAGAACAUACAUCUUUUCAUAUAUCUCAAAAUGAGCAAGAAAAAUGCAAAAGUAUUGCUGAUGACUCAAGAAGAAGAGAACAGGAAGCAUAUUUUCUGGUUAUUAUCGAACAUUGUUUGGAUCCAGAAAAGAUCGCCCUAGCCAAAAUACUAGAUUGGAGUAGCCAGUUUCAUUCAAUAGAAUUGAUAGUAGAUGGCUAUCAAUGCAGAUUCCUUUCAACACCACCCAUCCAUAUCACUCAUGGAAGUGGUCCACAACGGCAAUCUGAUCGACCAUGGAGAUCACCAAGACUCCAACACGAGCAGACACAAGAUUUUCGUACGGGAGGACGAGAAAGAGGUAGUACUGUUGAUAGAAGUGGUAUAAAUUCCGAUUGGAGAAAAAAAUAA